GAUUUCGUCCCCUCCUUCCCGGGAACUUUUAUUGUACGGAACUGUUGUCCGGGUGAAGGUUGUCGGCCGGACGGGUUGAGGAACGGUACCGGCGAGGCCUGCGGAUUGAGGUCGCGCCGGGGGUCGAAGGGAUGUGGGCUCCGGGGCUGCGGCGGCUGCUGACCCGAGUCCAUCAUUGUGCCUUCUGGUGGCCCAAGCUCCCCAACACGGUGCUGCACCAGCACUUCGUCCGCUGCACCCAGUGCAGAGGGAGCCAGCACACUCUGGCUGAAUUCCAGCGCCUCGACUGCGCGUCUCCCGACCCAGACGCCGAUGACCUUGAUGAGCUCUUCGCCCCUGAGCAGCGGGAGGUGGUGCUGCGGGUGCUGAACACGGCCUCCCGCGAGGAGCUGGCUGGCAUCAAAUUGCUGCGGGGUAGGAAGUCGGCCAACAUCGUGGACUACAGGGAGCAGCACGGACCCUUCACCCAGCUGCGGGGCCUGCUGGAAGUGCCUCUCUUCAAACACAAGACUAUAAAGAAAGUGUGUCAGUCAAUCCUGAACCCCUUACAGGAGACCGGCAGACAGGAGAAGAAAUUCCACGGGCUCAAGUUCAUCAAACCCGAGGUGGAAAGGAAUCGGCUUUUGGCUGCAAACACCAUCGUGUCGGUCGUGUUUGGAAUCCGUAAGAUUGCGUGGGCCUACGUGGAUCAGAAUCUUACCGUCCUGGACUGGAAUCAGGAGGAGAGUCACCGGUACAUGAAGGGCCCAUAUUUGCCUUCCCUGUACCUGGAGGAGAUUUCCUCGGCUGUGUCAAAAAUUCCCAAAGCUGAUUUCUUCGUCUUGGAGAAGCCGAGCAUCUCGAUUCAGAACACCAAACUGUUCCCGGUGACACUACACCUGCGCACCAUCGAGGCCAUGCUACACGGCCUACUGGGCGCCGGUUACCCCGAUGACAGGCAGCACCGAGUGCUAAGCAUGGCGCGUACUGCCAUCGGCAAGCAUUUCAAACUGAUGGUGGGUGAGGCCCGCACCAGUGGCCGGGAGCUCGUACAGCAGUUCAUGGUGGACUCGGUAACAGAGGAGCACCCACGGGUGCUGUUCCCCCGAGAUGCACUCCCCCGUUACCGGAGGCUCUUUCAGAAAUCAGAUCGUGGAGAGGAACUUUGUGAUGCUUUAUUGCAGGCAGUUGCCUUCUAUGAAUUUCUCUUUAAUAAUUCUUAAGUGACACUACACUGGCAUCUGGAGGCUUACAGAGGGGGAUUUCUGUAACUUGCCUCUCAUCCCGCCUCACUGACUUGUGAUUGUCCUGUACUUCGUCACACCUCUGUUAAUCAUGCACAACGCUGGAUUGUUGGGCUGACUGGUAAACUGUAGGUUUUACAGUUGUGUUGAGUCUGGGCAAUCAUUCGGUCCCUGAUCACCCAGCCCUAUUCUGAGUGACGUUGAUCAAAGGAUCAUUACUGGUCAAAACACUCUCGGGAAAAGGCUGAUAGGGCCUUUAUUAGACCUCAACCUGAAAUGUGGCACCUCUGCCAUUCCAGUAAUCUCUCGGUGCUGAGAAUCUGUUUCAUUCUGUGGAGAGGGUCUUGUACCUUCUCAGGGGCAGGAACCACAGGCUAGACUGGAAGAAGAUCAGUGUCUCCUGGGAUAUCUCAGGCCAGGACAGAGCUGUGCAGUGUGUGGGGAAUGCAUUGUACAGUGUCUGUGUUUAAUGUCAUCCCCCUUCAUAGUUGCUGCCUGAUUUACUGAGUUUCUACAGCACUUUGUUUGUGUCACUCCCCUAAGGUCUGUUAGCUUAGUAUCAUGGUUUUUGAUGAAGGCUACAUUGGGAAUUAGUCAUCUUAGAAUCUGGCUGAGGAUUGAGGCUGUAGGGAAAGGUGAAAUUUAACAGUAACAUACACAAAAUGCUGGAGAAACUCAGCAGGUCAGUCAGCAUCUAUGGAGAGCAAUGAAGAGUUGACAUUUCGGGCCAUAAACCUGACCUGAGUUCCUCCAGCAUUUUGUUUGUUACUCUAGAUUCCCAGCAUCUGCAGAACCGCUUGUGUUUAUGAAGUUUAACAGUUCCUCAUUUAAUGUCUCAGAGUUUGGAUUAAAACUUGAGUUCAUGGGGCCAACCAGAUGACCCCAUGAACUCAAGUGAGCAAUCCCAGGCCUGGGCUGAAUUAACUGAGCCCAGUUGGAACAACAGGUUGCUGCAGGUCCAUCUGUGUGCUGGACUGGGAUGUGGGGCAGGAGGAACUGGACUUCUGUACUGAAUUGAUGUCAGGUGGAAUCUAACUUAAUCUUCAUGAGGGCAUGGAGAUGUGUCAACUUCCCCACUGAAUAUCAGCCUUUUUUCCGAAUGUGUUCUGACAUUGAACAAUUCACAGAACUGGUGUGGGUGUUACUGAUUUAAACCCUGCUCUGCAGUUUCACUUCUGGUUUGAUUUGUCUCCUUCACACUUUAUUGGGUGUGAAGCACUUCGGGAUAAAAAGAGAGAGAAGCAACAAAUGGGAACGCCCUGAGGGAAUACAGAAAUACAAAUCUUUAAAAUUCUUAAAUUCUAAAGAUGUAUAUCAGCCUCAGGUAAUUGUAUUGUUUUACUUUAUUUAUCAUUAAACGAGUUCACUGGAGUUCCUACCGUUUUAUUUAUUUACUUUGGACUGUGGGAGGAAACCAAAGCACUUGGGGGAGACUGACAUAUUCCACAGGGAGGACAUAGACUGCUUACAGAUGACGUUGGAAAUGAACAUUGACGCUCCAAGCUGUAGUAAUGUCGUGCUAACUGGUAUGCUACUGUGACGUCUGUUAGUAAAUAAACCAAAGCCACGUGGAGCCCGAGUGUUGGGUAGGAUGUACUCUGACAGGUUGGGCUGUGCGGUGACACACUUGCGUGGCAGGUCAGGAUAAUUCUCCGAUUCUGUUAAACAGCAGCAUUGAUGCAGCUUGGUAAGUCAUAAAGUGCAGAAACAGGCUCUCCAGCACAUAGUCUCUGCUACACCAUUCUGCCUUGUCCUAUCAGCCUGCAC
Molecule: messenger RNA, 2990 nt
Organism: Mobula hypostoma (lesser devil ray)
Lineage: Eukaryota; Metazoa; Chordata; Chondrichthyes; Myliobatiformes; Myliobatidae
Gene: tefm
Product: transcription elongation factor, mitochondrial
Exons: 4
Coding region: 132-1202 (356 amino acids)
Biological process (GO): mitochondrial transcription; transcription elongation by mitochondrial RNA polymerase
Cellular component (GO): mitochondrial nucleoid
Molecular function (GO): nucleic acid binding; DNA polymerase processivity factor activity
Source: RefSeq, a predicted model, not a curated record